CUAAUGUACGUGUCCAAAUUCGAGGCGAGCAUGGGUACCAAUUUUGUUAUUUAUCUGGCCCUAAGUGCAUUCCUGUGCCUAUUCGGUGCACAUGCGGAGAUAGUUAACACAAAUGUCGAGAGGACACUGGACCUAACUUCGCAGCUGGUGAAGACCACAACAAAGAUUUCCGCGGAAGACUCAGCCGGCAAACCCAUUGCCGAGUACGUGUUUUUCACAUCGGAGCCCAGCCUUGCGUACAUAUCGGUGAAAGAUAAUGCCGACAAGAAUGUCCCGGUCAAGACGAAUGCGCCGGUGAAGGGUGAGCAGAGCUUCACGAUCACCUUCCCGAAGGCCUCCGCCAAGCAGACCUUCCUGGUCGAGACGGUGGCCUCCAAGAGCAUCAUUCCGCAUCCCGAGGAGAUCAAGCAGAACGACAAGCAAUUUGUGAAAUAUGUGGGCAAUCUGCACCUGUACUCCAAGUACAAGACGAAUAGCCAGAAGACCAAUGUCAAGCUCAGCUCCUCGAACAUUUUGUCGCACACCCAGGUCAAGCCUUUCUCGGUCUCCUCCAACAAGAUCACCCUGGGACCCUACGAAAACGCAGAAGCCUUUAGCCAGGAGGCCCUGGUUAUCCACUAUGAGAACUCCGCGCCCUUCGUCACCGUCAACACUUUGGAGCGCACCCUGGAGAUCUCGCAUUGGGGCAACAUUGCCGUCGAGGAGUCCAUUCAGAUGACCCACACCGGAGCCAAGUUGAAGGGAUCCUUCUCGCGCUACGAUUUCCAGAAGGAAGGACGCUCCGGUCUGGCGGCCCUCAAGUCUUACAAGACAUACCUGCCAGCUUCGGCGUCUGGCGUCUAUUACCGCGACACAAACGGCAACAUUUCUACCUCCAACAUGAACUCCGUGCGGGACUUUAUUGAACUUGAGCUGCGUCCUCGCUUCCCGCUCUUUGGGGGCUGGAAAACCCAGUACACCCUCGGUUACAAUGUUCCCUCGUACGAGUACAUGUUCAACGAUGGCAACAAGUACCAGUUGAAGAUGCACCUCAUCGAUCACAUCUACGACAAUAUGGCCAUCGAUGAGGCCACCAUUAAGAUUAUACUGCCCGAGGGUUCCAGCGACAUUAAGCUUCUGACGCCCUACUCGAUCAGCAGGCUGCCCAACGAACUGGUGCACACCUAUCUGGACACCACGGGUCGCCCAGUCGUGUCUUUCUCCAAAUCCAAUUUGGUGGAAAGCCACAUUUCAGACUUCACGCUCUACUACAGCUUCUCGAAGAUUUCCAUGCUGCAGGAACCUCUGCUGGUUAGCGGCUUUAUUUAUAUCAUCUUUGUGGCCACCAUUAUCUUCUUGCGCUUGGACUUUUCAAUUACAUCCCACGCCCAUAAAGAAUAAGUAAUCGUAAUGUCUGCUUUGAGUAUAGUUUUUCUCAUCAUCUAAUAAAGUAUAAAAAGAAAAUAAAAUAAUAUUUUGCUAUACCAAACGAAA
Drosophila takahashii is the source of this 1473-nucleotide messenger RNA. Its product is annotated as dolichyl-diphosphooligosaccharide--protein glycosyltransferase subunit 1. Lineage: Eukaryota; Metazoa; Arthropoda; Insecta; Diptera; Drosophilidae. The record is from RefSeq and is a predicted model, not a curated record. Gene Ontology annotation, cellular component: oligosaccharyltransferase complex; membrane.